Messenger RNA from Penicillium soppii, 1242 nucleotides. Its product is annotated as putative endo-arabinanase. NCBI's taxonomy places the organism in Eukaryota, Fungi, Ascomycota, Eurotiomycetes, Eurotiales, Aspergillaceae. The record is from RefSeq and is a predicted model, not a curated record. Gene Ontology annotation, biological process: carbohydrate metabolic process. Gene Ontology annotation, molecular function: arabinan endo-1,5-alpha-L-arabinosidase activity. Bases 1 to 1242 code for a protein of 413 amino acids. The transcript is spliced from 4 exons.
AUGAUCGUCAGAGUCGCUCACUUAUCAAGGCCGGAGAUGCCGCCUUCUGGCCACCACGACAAUUCACAACGGUGGUCUUGGCGGUAUCUGUGGAAUCAACGAGUUCCUCGACGCUGGAUUAAGAUGCUUUCCCUACUCGCCUUGGUAGUUUUCUUCUCCGCCGGUCUCGGUGUGAGUAUUAUGCAGAGAGAUCAAACUUUUGAAGAUGGUCGCACGUUGCAAGAUCUCGGAAAUGAUCAGGACAUAAACCAUUUCCCUCCCACCCGCCAGACACAACAACACACUCAUGAUCCUACUAUCAUCCGUGUGGGUAAUGUGUACUAUCUUUACAAUGUUGGCGAGCACAUGUUCAUUCAUACUGCGCCCAGCAUGUCUGGCCCUUGGAAGCAUGUUGGCAACGUUCUGGAUGCUAACAGUGUGAUUCCAAAGGGUGAUCGUGCUGCACCUUGGGCCCCGACAGUGAUAGUGGUGGGCAACACAUACUACUGCUAUUACAGUGUUAGUAAAGCCGGGUGCCGCGACAGUGCUGUCGGCGUGGCCACAUCUAACUCCCCGGGUCCCGGCAACUGGCACGACCACGGCAUCGUCAUUGAAACCGGCACGGGCAAUGGAUCUGACAUCUAUCCCUACACUGUGUCAAAUGCCAUUGACCCUAGCACAUUAGUCACCCCUGAUGGACAAGCCUAUUUGACGUUUGGAAGCUACUGGAAUGGCAUUUUUCAAAUCCCCUUGGGCAAAGACCUCAUCUCUCCUGCCAGCACUACCCAGCCCGAUGCCCGCCAACUGGCAUGGGAGCCGAAGUCUCUCGGCAAGCCGAACCGCAUGGCCAAUACCAUCUGCGGUGACCCAACUGGUCCCCACGCCAUUGAAGGUGCUUUCAUUUCUUACAACAAUGGAUGGUAUUAUCUCUGGUACAGCCAUGGGUUCUGCUGCAACCUGAAGGCAGAUAACCUGCCACCCGCAGGACAAGAGUAUUCCAUUCGUGUCGGACGCUCCAAGAGCCCUCGCGGUCCGUUCACCGACAAGGCCGGUACAGACCUUGUCAAAGGUGGUGGUGAAGUUGUCUACGGGUCGAACAGAGAGACCUACGCUCCAGGUGGCCAAGGAAUUCUCCGUGAUGGCAAUACUGAUGUUCUUUACUACCACUAUUUGAACAAGACGGUCGGCAUUGCAUUCCCGGAUGCUUUCCUUGGAUUCAAUCCUCUCAAAUAUGUCGACGGAUGGCCUGUCGCUCAGGCCUGA